GCUGGCGAGUCUUUGAUGGCCUGCGUGUCGGCCAAACACAAACUGUUGGUUAACCUAAGGCUAGUCUUUGAAUGACUAAAUACUGAUUGGAUUUCCUGUGGUGUUUUGAUGCUUUCGCAAGAUGGCUGAACGUUCUUUGAGGUUCAUUGAUAUUGGGGUAAAUUUAACUGAUCCAGUGUUUAGAGGGAAAUAUCAUGGCAAGCAGGCUCACACAGAUGACUUCGAAGAUGUAUUACAAAGAGCAUUUAAGGUUGGAAUGAAAAAGAUGAUAAUUACAGCAGGGAAUUUAAAAGAAAGUAGGAAUGCAUUGGAAUUGGCCAAAACUCAUGAUGUACUAUAUUGUACAGUUGGAUGUCAUCCAACACGAUGUGGAGAAUUUGAAAAAGAUGGAACCAACCCUGAUGAAUACUUGAGUGAUUUGAUUUCAUUUGCAAAAGAGAACAAAGGCAAGGUGGUUGCACUAGGAGAAUGUGGCCUAGAUUUUGAUCGUCUCCAUUUCUGUCCCAAGGAAUUACAGCUAAAGUAUUUUGAGAAGCAAUUUGAUCUGACUGAAGCUAUCAAACUUCCAGUCUUCCUUCAUUCAAGAAAUGCACACCAAGAUUUCAUAGAUAUUAUUAGAAGAAACAGAGACCGAUUUGUUGGAGGAGUGGCACACUGCUUCACCGGCAGCAAAGAAGAAGCCAUCGAUUACAUGGAUCAAGGACUUUUUAUCGGAAUUACUGGAUGUUCUCUAAAAACGGCAGAAAAUAUUGAAGUUAUGAAGACUAUUCCUUCAGAAAGAAUCAUAAUCGAAACAGAUGCACCGUGGUGUGACAUACGACCAACACAUGCUGGAUUCAAACACAUUCAAACAAAAUUUGAGACGAAAAAGAAAGAGCGUUUUGAAAAGGGGUUUUGUGUUAAAGGUCGAAAUGAGCCAGCUAAUAUUAUACAAGUCUUAGAAGUAGUCGCUGGAAGUCGUGGAGAGGACCCUCAACAAUUAGCUGAAACAAUUUACGAAAACACAGAGAGGUUGUUUUUCAGCUAAGCAAAAUAAUGUCAGAAAAAACUUUUUCUGUCUCCUUUAAUUAUUACUAAUAUCAACUGCUGUAAUGACUCAGGCCCCAUUAAAAUAUCCCCCACGUGCACACAACCACACAAAACGUUUGUGUUUUUUUUACAACCAAGAUUUGAAUACAAAAUGUGGAAGGCGCAAAAUUUGUUGAACUAGCUCCAGAAAAAUCCUAGAACAACCCCUGCAAAAUAUGUAUCGGCCUGCUCGAUCGUAAUUAUAAAAACAACAAAAAUACAUGUACGACAUCUAGCAAAUAUUUUUAUUUAAAAAUAAUCUUUCAUAAAAAUUAAAAAUAUAUAGCUUGUUAAAGACUAAAUUAAGCCAUCAUUAUAUUUUUUAAAGUUUAUCAAAAUAUUUAGAAAUGAAAUCAUUUCUAGUAUACAAACUUAUUCUUAGCAUAUAUUAGGUGUGUAUAUUAUCCCAUAGCUCUCACAUUAUAGGAGAAAUUAAAAAAUACAGAAGGUCAACUGAAGUUCGAAAAACGUAAUAAAAAAAUAAUUGCCGUAAA
Actinia tenebrosa (Australian red waratah sea anemone) is the source of this 1562-nucleotide messenger RNA. Its product is annotated as deoxyribonuclease TATDN1. Gene Ontology annotation, cellular component: cytosol. The record is from RefSeq and is a predicted model, not a curated record. Gene Ontology annotation, molecular function: 3'-5'-DNA exonuclease activity. Lineage: Eukaryota; Metazoa; Cnidaria; Anthozoa; Actiniaria; Actiniidae.